Molecule: messenger RNA, 963 nt
Organism: Entelurus aequoreus (snake pipefish)
Lineage: Eukaryota; Metazoa; Chordata; Actinopteri; Syngnathiformes; Syngnathidae
Exons: 4
Coding region: 316-963 (215 amino acids)
Source: RefSeq, a predicted model, not a curated record
ACUGACUGCGGGCGCCUUCAACUGUCUGCUUUCGUCCCUGGAUGCUGUCAUUUGUCGGCGCCUCCCGCAGCGAAGCCUUCCUGUCUUGCCUUUUUUUUUUUUUUUUUUAUCGGCCUGGAAAGCAUCUCUCCCGCCGAGACCAGCCUCUCAUCCCCCGGCCGUGACGGUGGCCCCUCGCUGGGGAGUGGGGUGGUGGAAGAGCCCGCAGGCAAGGCGACGCGGUCCUUCCCUGGCUCCACUUUUACGUGGACUGCACACACGUGGAUCUCAUUUAAGGAGACUGCUGGGCACUGAAAUGUCUGAAAGGGACUGGAAAUGCAGCUCCACGUCUGUCUGUUGCUCCUGGUCGUCACAGCAGAUACAAGGUUGGCCUCAGGGCAGCAUCAAUGCGGUGGAAACAUCAUCUUGGACCAAAGCCCCGAAGGCCACGUCAAGUUCACCACACCAGAACUUCCCCUCAACGUCUCGCUGACCCAGCAGACUGACAGAACCCCACAGGCGGCCAUUUGCAGGGUGACUCUGGACGUCCCGCCCGGUCGGACGCUUCUCUUAAAGCCCGUGUGGACAGAAGUCGGGGCGAGUGUUUGGCUGCGGUGCUUGCGGAGAGAGGACGCUCGGGUUCUGGCGAGCGGCAAAACCGUCCAACUUUCCAACUGUGACCACGCCAACCUGACCUGGACAGGAAGUGGACGCUCCUCAGAGGCCCUCCAACUCUUCUAUUACGUUCAGGAAGAGCAGCCGAAUUCCACAGAGGCGUACUCCGGCCCGCAUUCCGAACCAGACCUCGCCGUUCCGUCUCAGGCGGGGUACGGCGACGCGAGAGCCACUUCUGACGCGGCGGGCGUGAAGGAGAAGGUCAGAGGUUCCCUCUACGGAGGGUCUGGUCCCAGCAGCGAUGGCGGAAGGAGGCUGCUGGGGUCCACCGCACCCAUUGACGGGCCUCGUCGUGGCUGGCGGCGCUGA